Molecule: messenger RNA, 1808 nt
Organism: Chenopodium quinoa (quinoa)
Lineage: Eukaryota; Viridiplantae; Streptophyta; Magnoliopsida; Caryophyllales; Amaranthaceae
Product: protein NUCLEAR FUSION DEFECTIVE 4-like
Exons: 2
Coding region: 203-1792 (529 amino acids)
Cellular component (GO): membrane
Source: RefSeq, a predicted model, not a curated record
UUAUUUAUAGUACUAAUAAUACCAAGCAACGUGGAAACAGCAACCAAAGACCUAAUCAAUGAGUGCAUCAACUAAAACAAGUCCCUUAAAUUUAUUGUCAAACAAAGAAAAGAAAUACAUAAGAACAACACAAGUCCCUCAAAUUAAUCUCAAACAGAGAAAAGAAACACAUUAGAAUUUCAUUGAACACAAAAUAGAUGCAAUGGACAACAUCAUUGGCAACCGAUGGGUAGCAACUGUGGCUAGCAUAUGGAUACAAGCAACCAUGGGCGGUUCCUACGUCUUUGGCGUAUACUCCCCUGUACUAAAAUCCUCCCAAUCCUAUGAUCAGUCCACCCUUGACACUGUCUCUGUCUUCAAAGACAUUGGCGCUAAUGCCGGUGUCCUCUCUGGUCUCCUGUAUGCAGCCACUGCUGCCUCAUCUGGACCUCGUCGUUGGCGCUGCUUCCAUGGACCAUGGGUAGUCCUAGCUGCAGGUGCAGUCCAGUGCUUCUUGGGAUACUUCUUCAUGUGGCUCGCGGUUGUUGGGCUUAUUCCUCGGCCACCUAUGCCCCUCAUGUGCUUCUUCAUGUUCCUAGCUGCCCAUGCUCAAACAUUCUUCAGUACGGCUAAUGUCGUUACAGGUGUUCUGAAUUUCCCAGAAUAUAAUGGGACUAUUGUGGGGAUAUUGAAGGGCUUUCUUGGACUUACCGGAGCAAUGACAAUCCAAGUUUAUCAAGCAUUUUUCAAGGGCAAUCAAAGCACAUUCAUACUAAUGCUAGCUUUGUUGCCAACUACAGUCACUUUCACAGUGAUGUGUUUGGUGAGAAUCAGCCCGGGAAGCAGACCAGAUGACAAAAAGUACCUCAACCGUUUCUCCGUGGUUGCUUUGGCCCUAGCUGCCUUUAUAAUGACCAUUAUCAUAUUGGAAAAUGUUAUCGAAUUCCAACGGUGGGCAUGUCUUGUUACAGUUGCAGUUCUUAUAGUACUGCUUUCAUUACCUCUUAAAAUCGCCAUUGAAGCUACUAGAAACGAAAACACGUACCGAGUGCUUCUGGAAGGCGAAUCACCAGCUGAGAGUGUUGCUGCAACUGAGGAAUAUAAAGUACUACCUAGUGCUUCAGAUGAGAUACAACCCGUCGAAGAAAGCAUGGAUAUAAUAGAUGCCACAUGUAGCUUAAACUUUUGGUUAUUGUUUAUUGCUAUGUCAUGUGGAAUGGGUUCCGGACUUGCUACUAUAAACAAUAUGAGUCAGAUAGGACAGUCACUUGGCUACGACAUAGUGAAGACCAAUACAUUGAUUUCGCUAUGGUCAAUAUGGAAUUUCCUAGGCCGUUUUGGAGCAGGCUACAUAUCAGAUAUCUUAUUACGACAAAAAGGAUUGGCUAGACCGUUAAUGAUAGCAAUCAGUCUAGCAACCAUGACUGCAGGACAUCUUGUUAUCUCACUAGGAUUUCCGGGAAAUUUGUACAUUGGAACUAUCUUGGUUGGGAUAUGCUAUGGUGCACAGUGGAGUCUAAUGCCUACAAUCACUGCAGAGAUAUUUGGGGUGAAACAUAUGGGUACUAUCUUCAACACCAUUGGUAUCGCAAGCCCUAUAGGAACUUACUUCCUCUCAGUUUGGGUGAUCGGAAAUAUAUAUGACAGACAAGCAAGGAAUACCAAUACUUGCUACGGAGUUCACUGUUUCAUGUCAUCCUUCUUUAUCUUGGCUUUUGUUAGCUUUUUGGGGUUUCUUGUUGCUUUGACAUUGUUCUUCCGAACAAGGGCAUUUUAUAAGUAUGUUGUCUUAAGAAGAUUACAUAUUCUUUGAAACUGUAAAGCUUGAA